AUGUUUGAGCUUGUUGCUAGACAUGGUCCAGGUUUCAAACCACCAUCAUACCAUGAGUUAAGAGAAACCUUCUUGAAAGAAGAGAUGAAGGAAGUAGAAGAGAAACUUAAUGUGUUUAAAGAAGAAUGGAAAUCUGUGGGAUGCAGUAUAAUGUCGGAUGGCUGGACCGACAAGAAGAAAAGAUCAAUUUGCAACUUCUUAGUCAACAGCCCAAGAGGAACUGUCUUUGUUGAGUCUAUAGCAUCUGGCAUCAGCAAGAACACAGAGAAAGUCUUUGAGAUGCUAGAUAAUAUUGUAAACAAGGUUGGAGAGGAAAAUGUUGUUCAAGUCGUCACUGAUAACGCAUCUGCUUAUAAAGCUGCAGGAGAGAAAUUGAUGAGGAAGUGGAAGCAUUUGUUCUGGACUCCUUGUGCAGCUCAUUGUAUGGACUUGAUGUUGGAGGAUUUUGAGAAACAUAUGCCAGUUCAUAAGUCUACAAUUUCGAAAGGAAGAAAGGUCACUAAUUUCAUCUACACCAGGACAAAUCUGAUUGCUAUGAUGAAAGAGUUCACAGAGGGCAGGGAUUUGGUUAGACCUGCUCAAACAAGGUUUGCUACUUCUUAUUUGACUCUAGGUUGCCUUAGUGAACAAAAAGGAAACUUGAUGACUAUGUUUUCUUCUGAUAAAUGGAGGAAAAGUAACUUUGCAAGCAUUUCAGAGGGGAAAAGGAUUCAAAUGAUUGUUUUAGAUGGUAGAUUUUGGACAAAUGUUGUAAAUUGUCUUCGAGCUGCUAUGCCUUUGGUGAAAGUUCUACGUUUAGUCGACUCGGAGGAGAAGCCAACAAUGCCAUUUGUGGUCAAAGAACUGAAUGAAGCAAAGGAGAAGAUUAAAAGUAACUUUGGUGCUAUGGAGAGAAAGUAA
Molecule: messenger RNA, 900 nt
Organism: Linum tenue
Lineage: Eukaryota; Viridiplantae; Streptophyta; Magnoliopsida; Malpighiales; Linaceae
Source: the annotation of a GenBank genome assembly